Molecule: messenger RNA, 572 nt
Organism: Anopheles coustani
Lineage: Eukaryota; Metazoa; Arthropoda; Insecta; Diptera; Culicidae
Product: acylphosphatase-2-like
Exons: 4
Coding region: 16-474 (152 amino acids)
Molecular function (GO): acylphosphatase activity
Source: RefSeq, a predicted model, not a curated record
CAAAGACACCAACAAAUGACAUGGGACGCAAUGGUUGCUAACGAUCGGCUAGUUAUUUUCGUUUCGUUUACUGCAAUAAUAGCAACUCGGCUCCUGGCAAAGGAACUAGUACUUUGCUCAGACGUUCGCCAACCAUUUGAGGGCAAAUCAUUGCUGACUGAUUCUGGAUACCAAUCAACGAUGAGCACCAAAAUAUUAUCCUGUGAUUUUGAGAUUUUUGGUAUAGUGCAGGGAGUAUUCUUUCGUAAGUAUACUCAAAAACAGGCAGCCACCCUAGGCGUUCGUGGAUGGUGCAUGAACACUAAGGAUGACACGGUCAAAGGACAGCUCGAGGGAGAAGAAAAACCCUUCAAUGAAAUGAAGUAUUGGCUACAGACGAAGGGAAGUCCAUCGAGCCGUAUCGACAAGGCGGUUUUCAGCGUACCAAAGGAAGUCACUAGUUAUUCAUUCAAAGAUUUCUCCAUUCGACGCUAAACGCCAUGGUCACUAGAAUACACUACACUAAUAUGCUUUGUAAAUUGAAUGUGGUUAUAUAUUUUUGCUUGCAGCAAAAAAUAAGGCACGAGGUACAU